GCAUAUAUAUGUGGUCAUUAAUGCUCUCUACUCACUACUGCGGCAUAAUUUUGAGUUGUCUCACCUCCAAAUGACGAUGAUGAAUGAAGAAGCCAUGGAUCUGGUUCUGAUUCCAGCCCCUUUUAUGGGUCACCUUAUUUCCGACGUCGAAAUGGCAAAGCGCCUCCUACAAACACAACAUCAACUCUCCAUUACUGUCUUGCUCAUGAAAUUGCCUCUAGAUCCUAAUCUUAAUUCUUGCGUUGAAUCUCUGCUUGCCCAUAACGAUUGCUCCAGGUUGAAGUUCAUAUCACUGCCGGAGCACCUCCCUGCAGCAGCAGCAGCUUCCAACGGCUUCACCUCCUUCAAUUUCUUCGUCGAAUCUCACAAGCCUAACGUCAGAGACUGCGUGAAUGAGAUGAAGAGUGAUGUUAGGCGGCUAGGUGGGUUUGUUGUGGAUGGGGUCUGUAUGGCCAUGAUGGAUGUGGCUGACGAGUUUGGGCUCCCCACCUAUGUGUACCACACUUCCGGUGCUGCUAUGCUUGGCCUUCAACUCCAUCUCCAGAGCCUCAGAGACGACCACGGUGUGGAUGUGACGGAGUUUAAAGAUUCCGACCCUCAUCUCAACAUCUCUACUUAUUCCAACCCAUUCCCGACCAAGUUAUUGCCAUUAGUUGCGCUGGACAAAACCGGUGGCUCAGCCUAUUUCUUGGAUAUUGCCAAACGAAUGCGAAAGGCAAAAGGCAUCUUGGUGAACACCUUCUUGGAGUUAGAGCAGCAUGCCCUUGAAUCUCUCUCCAAGGACGUGAGUGUCCCACCCGUGUACCCUGUCGGACCAAUAGUCAAUGUAAAGGGCAAUAAGAUCCAAGAAUCAUCCGAGAAGGAAAUCCUGAAAUGGCUUGAUGACCAGCCAGAUUCAUCAGUUGUGUUUCUUUGUUUCGGGAGCUGCGGAAGUUUUCCAGAGUCUCAAGUGAAGGAGAUCGCUUAUGCCCUUGAACAAAGUGGGCACAGGUUCCUCUGGUCCUUGAGGCGCCCACCCUCUGACGGUUCAAUAUUUCUCACAGACUACAACAAUCUUCUAAUCUUGCCAGAAGGAUUCUUAGAGAGAACUAAAAGCAUUGGAAAAGUCAUCGGAUGGGCACCCCAAACUGCUGUGCUAGCUCACCCAGCCGUGGGCGGUUUCGUGUCACACUGCGGAUGGAAUUCAACUCUCGAAAGUAUCUGGUUCGGGGUGCCAAUAGCUACAUGGCCAAUAUACACAGAGCAACAAGCAAAUGCGUUCCAAUUGGUAGAAGAGAUUGGUAUCGGUGUAGAGGUUAAGAUGGAUUACAGAUACUAUUUCAUGGGAGAAUUUGAAACACUUCCAAAAAAAGUACAUGCCAAAGAAAUAGAAAUAGCAAUCACAGUCCUUAUGGAUCACCCAACUAUCAAUCCCCUGAGGAUGAAAGCUAAAGAGCUGAAAGGAAAAGGCAGAAGGGCACUAGAGGAAGAUGGCUCAUCUUUUAAUUCUUUUAAAUGUUUCUUUGAGCAUGUCAUGAACAAUGUUAAGUAGAUAUAUUAUAAUAUAAGAUUUGGCCA
Molecule: messenger RNA, 1557 nt
Organism: Ipomoea triloba (trilobed morning glory)
Lineage: Eukaryota; Viridiplantae; Streptophyta; Magnoliopsida; Solanales; Convolvulaceae
Product: anthocyanidin 3-O-glucosyltransferase 2-like
Exons: 1
Coding region: 71-1531 (486 amino acids)
Molecular function (GO): UDP-glycosyltransferase activity
Source: RefSeq, a predicted model, not a curated record